CCAGAAGAGCCAGACAAGACAGUUUUGCAUAAGAAUCUUGUACAGAAAAUGGACGACGAUACAAUUGCGACAUUCCUAGCGGUAGCGGGAAUCGACGACGAGGACACAGCCAAACAGUUUCUCGAACUCACGAAUGGCGACUUGGAGUAUGCGGUUACUUUGUACAUGGAGUCGCGACAACACGGUCUGGCUGGCUCAGCACCUGCUGCAUCCAAUGAUCAUUCUAACGAUGAAGAGUUGGCACAACGUCUUCAGAACGAGGCGUAUUCGUCUAAUAUGGAAGAUAAUGUUAGAGCUGCUGAUGCAAAUGUCCAUAGACACGAGACUUUGGUAGAUAGUUUUGGGCCAUCUUUUGGUUUUCAUCCCCUGAUGCACCAACCAACAAGUCGUCCGGGAGACAUUUUUGGUAGAGGCAAUGUUGGGCCCUUUAACCAGCGAUUUGAUCGGGCAGAAAACGAAUUCUAUCUCAAUCGCUUCGAAGAGAUAGAGGAUGGCGACGAUGACGACGACGAAGACGAAGACGAUGACAUAAUGGAGUUGGACGAACACGGUGAUGUCAUCCCAUCCAGACCUGCUGGUAGAAGAAGACGUCUAAGAUCAGAAAGAGAAGAAGAAUUGUCUUCCACACAACGUCGUUUGGCUAACUUGUUCCGUCCGCCUUUCGAUUUGAUGUCCAUGGUUAAUUUGGACGAGGCAAAGAAAAAAGGCAAGGUAGAAAACAAAUGGAUCUUAAUAAAUAUCCAACAGACGUCUGAAUUCAAGUCUCAUAUGCUUAAUCGAGACUUCUGGUCAAACUCGCAAGUGAAAGCCGCUGUUAAGGAGAACUUCAUAUUCUUGCAAUAUCAAAGUGACUCGCCCAACGGUGUAUCAUAUCUUAACUUUUACUCGUCUGACGACUUUCCUCACAUAGCCAUCUUGGAUCCUUUGACCGGUGAGAGAGUGUACAAAUGGAAAGAUGGAGAAGUUCCUAAAGUGGACGAAUGGCUCAGGGAAGUUGACGAAUUCUUACACACCUUCUCAUUACUUCCUAAUUCAGACAACCCCGUAGUACAGCAUGAAGUCAAAUUCGACCCUGACGCCUUGACAGAAGAACAACAGAUCGAAUUUGCUUUAAAACAGUCCAUACUCGAGAACAAUGGCAAAUCUGCCUCCGAUGCUAUAGCAAUAGAUGAUAGCGAUGACGAAAACUUACCUGAAAUAGAAGACGAAGAAGAAGAAGCACCGGCUCCCACUGAACCAACAGAUCCAUUUGAAAGUAUUGCUGCCAUUUCUCAUGAAGAGCCCACUAGUUCUAACUCUACUAGGAUUCAGGUUAGAUUCCCCAACGGUAAGAGAUUGGUUCACAAAUUCAACUUGGAUGAUAAGGUAGUGACGAUAUUCCUGUGGUUGAAGUUCAUUCUCGCUGAAAGUGCCCAGGAGUAUGGCCUCUCUGCCGAUGAUAGAUUUGGCUUGUCAAACAGCUCGCAAAAGUCUUUCAAGUUUAUAGAAUCACUCGACACUACGAUAGAAGAAGCAAACUUGAAAAAUGCUAGUAUUUUAUUAGAAAAGGAAUGA
Scheffersomyces stipitis CBS 6054 is the source of this 1554-nucleotide messenger RNA. RefSeq lists its product as uncharacterized. NCBI's taxonomy places the organism in Eukaryota, Fungi, Ascomycota, Pichiomycetes, Serinales, Debaryomycetaceae. Gene Ontology annotation, cellular component: nucleus. The record is from RefSeq and is a predicted model, not a curated record. Gene Ontology annotation, molecular function: ubiquitin binding. The transcript is spliced from 2 exons. The coding region runs from base 49 to 1554 and encodes 501 amino acids. Gene Ontology annotation, biological process: proteasome-mediated ubiquitin-dependent protein catabolic process.